Leptosia nina is the source of this 1161-nucleotide messenger RNA. NCBI's taxonomy places the organism in Eukaryota, Metazoa, Arthropoda, Insecta, Lepidoptera, Pieridae. The record is from the annotation of a GenBank genome assembly.
AUGCAAGGUCCGGCUGUAUUUAUGGAUAUAUCCCUAGAGGAUCAGGCCCAAGAGUUGAGGAAAUACUUUAAAAGUCUCGGUGCUGAAAUAUCCGAAGAAAAAUCACCUAAAGGCAUUGAAGAUGAUUUACACAAGAUUAUAGGUGUAUGUGAUGUUUGUUUUAAAGAAAACAAUGAGUCUGAUAUUGAAGCAGUUCUAAACAGUAUUGUGUCCAUAAUGGUGUCAAUACCACUGGAGCGAGGAGAGAACCUUAUUGUGGCAUUUAGUCAGAGAUUGGGCAAAGCUCCUGAGCCGAAGCUUGGCAUGGUCUCCUUACAAGCGUUAUGGAGAUUAUACAACAAUUUAGAGGCCAACUCACAAUUACGAUACCAUGUUUAUUACCACGUAAUAGAACUCGCUGCGCGGGUUGGUGCUGUUCUUGAUGUGUUCAAAGGUGUUGAGCAACUUAAGAAGGAGUUUGCUAGUUGUCCUCCAACAAGUGAACAGAUGCAGAAGUUGUAUAGACUAUUGCAUCACGUCUUGAAAGAUCAUAACAGUGAACUUGCUUCAAAAGUCAUGAUUGAAUUACUAGGCACAUACACCGAUGAGAAUGCCUCAUAUGCAAGAGAAGACGCCAUCAAGUGCAUAGUAACGGCCUUAGCUGACCCCAAUUCAUUCCUCUUGGAUCCUCUAUUGGAACUGAAACCAGUCCGUUUCCUGGAAGGGGAAGUAAUUCACGACCUGUUAACUAUUUUUGUCUCAGAGAAACUAUCUAGCUAUCAGAAAUUCUACGAUAAUCAUAAGGAAUUUGUACAUUCCCAAGGUUUAAGUCACGAACAGAACAUCAAAAAAAUGAGGAUAUUGUCCUUCAUGCAAAUGGCAGAGUCAAAUCCAGAACUUACUUUUGAUGAAAUCACAUCAGAACUUCAAAUUGAAGAAAAAGAUGUUGAAUCGUUUAUUAUUGAAGUUCUAAAAACGCGUCUCGUUCGCGCCCGAGUCAACCAGGCACAAAAAACAGUCCGUGUGUCCAGCACCAUGCACCGUACUUUCGGGCCUGCGCAGUGGCAACAAUUGCGUGAUGUGUUGCUCGCUUGGCGUUCGAAUGUACACCAAGCGCACGAGUCGAUGAAAACUGUAGCAACUGCGCAGCUGGAGUACGCAGCACAACAGCAGAAAGCGUGA